AACAACGAGAAAAAAACACGACAGUACGUCAAAGAGAAGAAGAUCGGCGAUGCAAAGGUAAUAAGCUAUAAAGAUAUCGUCGAAGCAGUAAGGGUACGAGCUCAUAAGGAUGCCGAGAAGAAGGAGAAAGCUAUAAGAAAAAAGGCUCCUAAGGUGAGCAAGCGGCAGGCGAAGAAAAGGGAGUAUACGGCCGCUGGCGAGGCCGAGGAAGGACUGCAGGAGAUCGAGGGAGCAGGGCUGUCUGCAUACUGUUCGAUCUUGACUCAAGAGCCAAACACGCGUAUGUCAGAUCAAGCGAUCGUGGCAUCGCGUGCCUUCGAGGGCGACGGCUCGGGGAAUACGCCGAAUAGUAGUGAUGCGUGGCCAGUGGGAGGUUCUACCGAGAUGAUACGGUGGCAAGCGCCAGUGGCACGCAUGUAUUAA
Messenger RNA from Zymoseptoria tritici IPO323, 423 nucleotides. RefSeq lists its product as uncharacterized. The record is from RefSeq and is a predicted model, not a curated record. Lineage: Eukaryota; Fungi; Ascomycota; Dothideomycetes; Mycosphaerellales; Mycosphaerellaceae. The annotation marks the transcript as partial. The transcript has a single exon.